Molecule: messenger RNA, 1143 nt
Organism: Plasmodium vinckei vinckei
Lineage: Eukaryota; Apicomplexa; Aconoidasida; Haemosporida; Plasmodiidae
Product: elongation factor (EF-TS), putative
Exons: 2
Coding region: 1-1143 (380 amino acids)
Biological process (GO): mitochondrial translational elongation
Cellular component (GO): mitochondrial matrix
Molecular function (GO): translation elongation factor activity; protein binding
Source: RefSeq, a predicted model, not a curated record
AUGAGAUAUUCCCUAUUUUUUGAAUUAUUUUUUGUUUUUGUUUUGACUUGUUCGUUAGAUAUAAUAUGCUAUAAGAGGACAAGUAGCUUAAACUUAAUAACGGGUAUUAAACAGAUAAAAAAUAAAAGUAUUAAUAAAAGAAAUCGAUUAUAUUCCACUAAUGAAAACUUAAAAAGAUUAAAAUAUAUCAGAGAAGUUACAAAUGCAAGUAUCCAAAUAUGUAAUGAUGCAUUAAAAGAAUGUAAUAAUGAUGUUGAUAAGGCUAUAGAACUUGUUAGGAAAAAUACAAAAAAUGGAAGUUUUAUAUCUACAAGUGUUAAAACCCAAAAAGAAGGUUUGAUAUGUUCAGAUAUUAUGGAUGAUAAAAUAGUUUUAAUUGAAUUAUUAACAGAUUCUGAUUUUGUAGCUCGAAAUAAUAAAUUUGUUACUUUCCUUAAAAAUGUAUCAAAACUUUGUUUACAUAAUGAGAUUAUUCCAUCAAAUAUUGACAUCAAUGAUUCAGUAGAAAAUUUUGAUACCUCUUUAGUUGCAAUUGAUAAAAUUAUGCAAUCACCAUAUACAAAUUCCAAUGGUGAAAUAAGCGGAACAGUUUCUGAAGAAUUAAAUUAUUUAAGAAAUAUAUUUCGUGAAGAUAUAAAGAUUGGACGAUUUUCAAAAUAUGUCAAAAAAAAUGAAAAUGAAUUUUUACAUUUUUAUAUUCACAAUAUAGUUGAUGGAAAUAAUGUUGGAUUAUCUGGUGUUAUGUUAGUUAUAGAAAUAGACAAUUUAAAUGAAAACUUAAAAGCAAAAGAAAAAGAUAUAAUCAGCUUUGCAAAUGAUUUAUGUAUGCAUAUAAUAUCAGCAAAACCUGUUAGUGUUUCUAUUGAUAAAGUAAAUCAAAAUGUUGUAAAAAAAGAAAUGGAUAUUAUUCGAGAUUCGUUAAAAGAUUUAAAUAAACCCGAAAAUAUUGUUACAAAUAUGAUCAACGGAAAAAUGAAAAAAUUUUACAACAAUAUAGUGCUACUCGAGCAGGAAUAUAUGCUUGAUGAUACAAAGCGAAAAGUAUCACAGGUUAUCAAAGAUUUUUCAAAAAAUAAUAAUUUGACAAUAAAUGUAAAACAUUUUGAUAAUUUUAUAGUCGGAGAAAAAAAUAUUUUAAUGUAA